GAUUUAUAGAUGACCACCCAGGGCUAAUACACACCAUCUCGGAGGACAUAUUGCUGCACAAUGCACUCCAAGAAACCCCACCAAGAACCGUUCACCCUUGCCGCGCUCUCCUCGCCCUCAAUUCAUCAUCUCCGAGCUGCAUCUGCAAAGAUUGACGAGGAUGAUACCUUCCAGUUUGAGAAUGAAGUGGAGGUUGUUUUUGAUAAGGAGAAGAGCAACGACAACGCCAAGUUUACUCUCUUCCUAGACCUUCCACUGGAGAUUCAGGCCAAGGUCUGGAAGCUAUUUAUCGAGGCCGAACCUCGAAUUAUUCAACCUGGCUCCUUUAUGAACGAACCGAAUAUCCUUAGACAGUUAAGUCGACAAAUCAAAGAGGAUUGCCUAACGCUGCAUGGCUUUGUGGACUUGGACCAAUUAAAACGGAGAGAAGAACAAAACAACAACACCAUUUUCCACCUACAGACUGACCUCCUUCACCUCGGUCCAAAUUCGCCCUGGAUAUGGGGCCCUCGGUCUUCAACCAGGCGGUUUGGUGCGUGUGGUGCUCUCGACAAAAUCAGAUGCGUGGCAAUCAUGAAUCUAAGAUCUAGCCUGACAGCAAGUAUCUAUUUCGAAAGCUUUCGAGAAUAUCGGAACCUUGAGGUCGUUUUUGUUGUCAUCGGGGUUUUGGUCCGAGAUACAAAGGAUGGAUGGAGAGAGAAAGAAUGGGUGAAGUUUCGAGAGGUCGAUGACGAGAAGGCGGUGACGUUGGUCCAUUGGGCCAGGUGGCUCCCAGAAAGAUUAUGCAAGUCCUCUAUCCAGGAGAAAAGAGAUUGGAUACAAGGAAUGAUGGCGAGAGGGUCGCAGAGGGUUGCGCCUCGUGUUGUGUUUGUGGAGGAGAUUCGGGCUUGGGAUGAUAGUGUUAUUCCCCGACCAGAUGGUUUGGGAUGAUAUGUUUCCUAUGACACUCUUGCUCAAGUUCCACCGCGGAUGGUAACAGUGAAUUUAUUGGAUUGAGAAAAUGAGAGCUAAGAUAAAGCAUGGAAGUUUCUGCGUUGAAAGUGUAUCCAUGGGGCCUUCUCGCAUCAAAAGUCGAAAUAUCAUUUUGGCAACCACUGCCUCCCUUUGCUGAUUCAACCCAAAAAUCCCAACUUCAACCGUUUCACCGACUAGAUAACCGCUACAGAAUCACCUGUGCGGUCAUCCAUUCCAGUAGUGAAGGAAUGCAAGGAGCCAAAAACCCAGUCGAGUCAUGCGAAU
This is a messenger RNA of Hyaloscypha bicolor E, 1239 nucleotides long. RefSeq lists its product as uncharacterized. Bases 61 to 930 code for a protein of 289 amino acids. The record is from RefSeq and is a predicted model, not a curated record. The transcript has 2 exons. NCBI's taxonomy places the organism in Eukaryota, Fungi, Ascomycota, Leotiomycetes, Helotiales, Hyaloscyphaceae.